ACUUCCGCGGUCGUCUCUUGACAGCUUCGCAAAGAACCGAAAUCGAAAGAAAGACAAGACAACAUCGUAGCGCAAUCGAUUCUCAAACAGAUCAACCAUCAUGCUGCGCAAUGUUUCGGYUUUAGGUCUCCGCCAAAGUUCUCGGCUCAAGCAGUCCUCGACACUGCUCCGUCUCCUGCCCGCAAAAAACAGCAAUGCCUUGAACAAAUUACACUUCCAAAAUCGCGACAUAUCUCAGAAAGUGUUAGCACCGCUGGCGUCGACGAUAGGAUUGCGAUCACUGAGUAGCCAGGCCCAAGAAGAACCGCCUAAAAAGGAUGGCGGCGAUCCCGACACAAAAGAAAUUGUCUUGACACCMGGCCAAAAAGUCGCAGCUGCAAGCCGUCUCACCAUGUGGGCUGGAAUUUUUGCCUUUGCUUGCGGAUGCGCCUACUUUAUUGGAAAGGAAUUGAUCCCAACCAAAAUGAGUCCAAACAGCGUCUUCAAUAGUUCUAGCAAGGUGAUCAGGGCGAACUCACAGGUGACAAUGAAGUACGGCGAGGGGAUCAAGUUCUACGGAAAGGACCAUGGUGGUCACCGAGAAGGGCGCCGCAACUUUAUCGAACACACCCAAUACACAGAUCAGGAAGACGGAUCGAAACGAACCCGCGUGCGCUUCAAUAUGGAGGGACAAUUUGACUCUGCAAUCUGUUUUGCCGAGGUCUCGAGCGACAUGCCGUCGGGUGAAUUUGUUUACGUCUUGGUGCAAGACAAGAGAUCGGGACGUGUCAUUACCGUCAUCGAUAACCGAGCAGCCCUUACUGCGAAACGAAUGGCCGGUGRCAACCAGGAAACAGCUAAUGCUAUGCAACAAUUGUUGGGAGGAAACAACAAAUAACUUAAUUCGAUAGUAAUUGACGUCGAUUGGUCGUUUUUUCUGCUGGAAUGCAGAUAUGAAAGAUGAUUGUAUGCUUUCAUCCAUUGCAAUUAGAAGUCGGGUCCAAACAAUUUGGAUUGAUAAUGAUACCGAACUAGGCAUAUGGAAUGUCUUAAAAGUAGUAUUGAUUUUGGCCGGAACGUCUCCAGCAUGAUUCGCAAUAUGGUUGGCAGGCGAAACUUGAAUUUCCCCAUUCAAUAAAUUGAUUUUGUAUAAGAAAAACAGCAGCAAUUAUAUUUGUUUAAACAAAGAUGGCAAAUUAUUUGAGCCAAAAAUAUUGUAUGACAAAUGCCCAAAAYGGUCCCAAUAGUCCAUUACUGUCUCAUGACAAUGAUGACAAGAAAACUGGUUGGGGCCAAUUCCCCUCCCGAUGUUUCYGUGUCUGGCCUGCAUUCUGACUGCAAGAACUGGCUCACUACAAAUGCUCCCUAUGGAGAUGAAAAAGCAUAUCUGACAAACUAGCUUCCAGGAYCACCAAGCUUAUGAAAAUCACAUAGAAGAACUAUGAUAAAAUAUAAGCACCACU
Pseudo-nitzschia multistriata is the source of this 1442-nucleotide messenger RNA. The record is from the annotation of a GenBank genome assembly. Lineage: Eukaryota; Bacillariophyta; Bacillariophyceae; Bacillariales; Bacillariaceae.